This is a messenger RNA of Arachis stenosperma, 321 nucleotides long. RefSeq lists its product as uncharacterized. The coding region runs from base 1 to 321 and encodes 106 amino acids. The transcript has a single exon. The record is from RefSeq and is a predicted model, not a curated record. NCBI's taxonomy places the organism in Eukaryota, Viridiplantae, Streptophyta, Magnoliopsida, Fabales, Fabaceae.
AUGGAGCGAGCAUUCGGAGUGUUGCAAGCACGCUUUGCAAUUAUACAUGGUCCAGCUCGUUUUUGGGAAAAGAAGAAGCUUGCCAACAUAAUGAGAGCUUGUAUUAUAUUGCAUAAUAUGAUUGUUGAGGAUGAAAGAGACACUUAUGCAGGAAAUUUUGCUCAAGGCUUAGAGUAUGAUGAUGUCGAAAAUGACUUAUCACAACCUCAGCUGGGAGAAGAAGAUUUUGCACCAUACCAUCAAUUUCUCCAAAGAAAUGCCCAACUUCGAAAUAGGCAGCAGCAUAGACAAUUGAAAGAGGACUUGAUUGAACACAUAUAG